AUGAGAUCCACUAUUUGCUGCGAGGUGCAGUUCUCAGAGAGUCAUCCUUUUCUUAAAAAUCACUGGGUGCUUACUUGUCCAAAGACAUCCAGAAUCAUCAAAGACAUGUUUCUGUGGCUUUUGGGGAUUACCUGCCGUUGCCAACUGGGUUUCAGCCUAACCUUUGUAGCUGGGGAAAUUAAUGGUAAUUUCUCAUUGUUCCUAAAAGAUAAUGUGCAGUCCUUGAGGGCAGGGUUGUCUUUUACUCAGACUGCCCUUUUACCCUUGUCCAGCCCAGCCCAGUGCAGUGAUGGUUUAGGGCUUUGUAAAUUUGUGUUGUUCCUUCAGACUGCACUGAGACAUUGA
Molecule: messenger RNA, 345 nt
Organism: Rangifer tarandus platyrhynchus (Svalbard reindeer)
Lineage: Eukaryota; Metazoa; Chordata; Mammalia; Artiodactyla; Cervidae
Source: the annotation of a GenBank genome assembly